Verticillium dahliae VdLs.17 is the source of this 538-nucleotide messenger RNA. RefSeq lists its product as uncharacterized. Bases 5 to 307 code for a protein of 100 amino acids. The record is from RefSeq and is a predicted model, not a curated record. The transcript has a single exon. Lineage: Eukaryota; Fungi; Ascomycota; Sordariomycetes; Glomerellales; Plectosphaerellaceae.
AAUCAUGUUGAUUGCGUGGUGCGAGAUUGCUAGGACAACACUGCCUCAGUUCAUUCGAAUCUACGAAAUGCGAUGCUUCCUGGCAUUAGAGUCAGGCAAAGAUAAGUUUUGUCGAGCUCAAAUUUCAAGGAGCUUCGCUCUUUCAUGUACGAUGCUUCGGUCUGGUUUACGGACAACAGCCACUGAUCAGCGACUAUUUUCCUUGGCUGUAGAAGGUUUCAAAAGAGUACACCAGGCUCUUUCAGGCACAGAAUCCAGUUGCGUUGACGUUGUUUGCGUGCUUCGGAAUACCAAUCGGCCAGCUUGAGGGGGUCGGGUGGGUAGGCGACCGGAGCAGGUUGGUGGUACGCCAUGUGCGUCACACGAUCGGGACCAGCCAUGAUUGGAUUUUUCAGGUUAUCAAGGAUAUAGAAGAAACCUAGCAGGCGCGUCAUCUCAGUUAGCCGACGGGCUUAGGAGAAAAGUUAUACCUCCAACGUCAGGAUAUCCCGUUGAAAAGCGGGCAAUAUAAUUCGUCCUUGAGGUCUGUUUUCAGCCC